Molecule: messenger RNA, 225 nt
Organism: Racocetra fulgida
Lineage: Eukaryota; Fungi; Glomeromycota; Glomeromycetes; Diversisporales; Gigasporaceae
Source: the annotation of a GenBank genome assembly
GAAGUAUCUGACACAUUUUUUCAAGCGUAUCAACAGUAUGAUCAUUUCAACAUAGAUCCUGACGAUCCUCAAGAAGAAGCUGCUGGAAAUAGAAUUGAAGAAAUAGGAUCUGAAGACACUAUAACUGAAGUUCUGAAUAACAAUUCAUCCUCUGAAAGUUCUGAAGAUAAUAUGGCUAGAAACCCUCCAGAUCAAGCUAGAGCUCUUAAUAAUCUUGCUGAUUAA